AUGGAUGGGGUUUUAAUGGUUAAUGAAAUUCUAGAUUGGGCUAAAAGGAAGAAGAAGGGGUGCUUAUUACUCAAAGUGGAUUUUGAAAAAGCGUAUGACUCGAUUUCUUGGAAUUACCUUAGGUGGAUUUUGGCGAAAAUGGGAUUUGGCAAAAGAUGGAUGAAAUGGAUGGAGUCUUGUGUUUUUUCUAGCUAUAUGUCCGUGUUGGUUAACGGAAGUGCAACAAAAGACUUCAAGGUUCAAAGAGGAUUACGUCAAGGAGACCCCAUGUCACCUUUCUUAUUCGUUCUAGCCAUGGAAGGUUUAACCGCCUUAACUAAGAAUUCGGUGGAGGUGGGAGAUUUCAAACCGUUCAAGUAUGGAGAAAAUGAUUUUGUGGACAUCCUUCAAUUUGCGGAUGAUACCAAUAUUCUAGAAGAACCCACUUAUGAUAAUCUAUGGAGCUUGAAAGUGUUGUUGAGAGGUUUUGAAUUUGUUUCCGGAUUGAAAAUCAACUUCUACAAAAGCAACUUCUUUGGAACUCACAUAGGAGAGUGGUUUUUCAAGUCGGCCACAACGUUUAUAGCUUGA
Molecule: messenger RNA, 570 nt
Organism: Vicia villosa (hairy vetch)
Lineage: Eukaryota; Viridiplantae; Streptophyta; Magnoliopsida; Fabales; Fabaceae
Product: secreted RxLR effector protein 78-like
Exons: 1
Coding region: 1-570 (189 amino acids)
Source: RefSeq, a predicted model, not a curated record